Molecule: messenger RNA, 2313 nt
Organism: Fusarium pseudograminearum CS3096
Lineage: Eukaryota; Fungi; Ascomycota; Sordariomycetes; Hypocreales; Nectriaceae
Gene: Het-C
Product: Het-C
Exons: 5
Coding region: 1-2313 (770 amino acids)
Source: RefSeq, a predicted model, not a curated record
AUGCCGUCAUUUUCCAUGCCGCGGGGCUCAUGGUUACUGCUGAUCGCAGUUUGCCUGAUUCUCCUCCCUGGCAAAGCUGAGGCUUUUGGUGCUGGAAAUAUUCCCUCAAUUGCUCAGGUCGAAGGUCACAACUGGCGCCAUGGAGACAUUGAGGAUAUGCUCGAAACCAUUGCGUUUCUUCACGGCAAGAAAUGGACCUCAAUGCUGAUCAAACGUGUCUAUUUUGGAAACUGGUUACGCGACUACUCCCAGGCCGUUGAUAUUGGCAGUUUGAAGGGCGUCAAUGGCGAAACGAUCCGCAUCCUGGUUUGGGUUCUAUCGUUUAUGGCUCACGGUUACGCCACUGGCGAAUUCGAGGUCACCGCAGACAGACUCGGCGUCUAUCGUCCAGAGGAACACAUCGAUAACCCCCUCGGCUACGGAGAUGGACUCGAUGCGCGCACCUUUGAUAAGCGAUUGCGAGGUCCAGUCGAACCGGUAGAAACCGAAAUUGAUCCUCGCACCGGUAUGAAAAACUAUAUCGCCAACGAAAAUGGUGGCUGGGCGACCAGUGCAGCCUACCUGCGAUACAGUUUGGCCCGAAGCGUUCACUAUGGCCGUCUUUACACAAGCGGCUCCAGCAAGGGAAAUGAGGAUGACCUUUGUGAGGCAUUGAGAUGCUUGGGACAAGCAUUGCACACUCUGGAAGAUUUCAGUGCUCACAGCAACUACUGCGAGCUUGCCCUUCGUGAGCUUGGAUAUCACUCUGUGUUCCCUCACUGCGGUGAUCACACCGAGAUUAAGCUUCACGGCAAGCGAGUAUACCCCCUUGUGACAGGUACCUUUGGAGCCGUUGAUUUCCUGCACUCCGUUAUUGGAGAAGCGUCAGACCACUUCACUCAAUCUGAAGUCGACGAGGUUGACGUUGCCCUCAAAAACGCCGAGGGAGGAUCCGCCAACCGUUCCAGCGGCGGUGGCGAGCGAUCACUGCUCGGAGGCUUCCUCGGAAUCAAGUCUACCCCUGGUGACUUUAUCGGUUUAGUAUCAAAGCUCCCUGGUGUUGGUGAUGGAUUCGCCUCUCAGGCUAGGGACCUCAAGGCCAGCUCCGAGGCUCAAGAGCAGCGCAACCGAAGCUAUCAGCAGAGCCGUGGCGAUAUGACUCGCGAUAACGCCAACCAAGUCCCCGGUAUGAGCCCCGACUUUGACCCUGUUGAAACCGCUCGCAAGAUCUACCCUAUUCUUGAGUUCCGUGACAAGAUCGUCAAGGCCAUCAGCCGCGGCAUUGCCAAGGUCCCUGGCUUGGAGAAGCUUCUCGAGAAGAUCAGUGAGACUCUUACUGCUUUCAUCCUGGGUCUUCUCGCUCCCUUCAUCCGACCCAUUAUUCAGCAGGUGUCCAAGGUCCUCAAGGACGGUUCGUCCAGUGUCAUUACUGCCAGCGCCAAGUCUCAGUACGAGCCUUGGGACAACCCUUCAUGCUCUGACCCUACUCACUCCAUGUUGUCCAAGGAUCAUUUCACAAAUAUCCUCAACUCAUGUGCUGGUCGCAUCGCCGCCACCAUUCUGCAAUACACAGUUCCACGAGUCUUGUAUGCCUGGGAAAAUACUGGUGUUUCCGUGGACGAGGUUGUCAACGAUGUCCUCCGAGCAUUCCACCACCCUGCUGCUCGCGACAACCACAUCGAGAUCCAGCGAGAUAUGUUCAAGACCAUGAAAAACUGGGCUGACGAGCACCCUCGCCGCCACGAGCUUGCCCACCUUCUCUCUUCCGAGUCUGUCAGGAACCACAAGAACCACAUCCUCAACCAAGUCUCGGGCGCAAGCCGCAGUGUCGGUGGAGGUGGCUGCAACCAUGGUACAUUUGGUGACAUGUCUAAUGCAGGACAUGGCAAGGUCGCAGGCUCGCUGUGGUCGCAAGUCAAGACUCGCGACCUUGACUCUAUGGAGGGUAAAGAUGGAAACCCAGCGACAGGAUACAUGUCCAACUCGCCUGCCCCGCCUAGCCAGACCUCCUUCGACUAUGGACAGAACCCCAGUUAUGCAGGAUCAAACUCUGGAUACUCCCAGCAAGGCGGCUACAAUGCUCCCCCGCCGCAACAAUCAUACGGCGGCGGCUACGGCGGGCCUCCUCAGCCUCAGUAUGGAGCUCCUCCUCCAGGACAAUAUGGUGGUCCCCAAUACGGCGCGCCUCCUCCUCAGCAAUAUGGAGGCCAGGGCUACGGGGUACCCCCUCCUCAGUAUCCUCCAUACGGCCAGCAAGGUUAUGGCGGACCUCCCCCCGGCAACCAGCCUCCCCCUGGCUGGGGACAGUACCCUGGCUCACGCCACGGUUAUUAA